Molecule: messenger RNA, 1035 nt
Organism: Vombatus ursinus (common wombat)
Lineage: Eukaryota; Metazoa; Chordata; Mammalia; Diprotodontia; Vombatidae
Gene: HMGCLL1
Product: 3-hydroxymethyl-3-methylglutaryl-CoA lyase like 1
Exons: 9
Coding region: 16-1035 (339 amino acids)
Biological process (GO): ketone body biosynthetic process; L-leucine catabolic process
Cellular component (GO): cytosol; endoplasmic reticulum
Molecular function (GO): hydroxymethylglutaryl-CoA lyase activity
Source: RefSeq, a predicted model, not a curated record
GGCAGCGGCACAGCCAUGGGGAACAUGCCUUCCGCUGUGAAGCACUGUCUGAGCUACCAGCAUCUUCUCCGGGAACAUCUCGGAGUCGGGGACCCAGUGGCUGGGGCGCUUGAGCCCGCGCAGAUAACACAAUUAUCGGGAUUUCCUGAGUAUGUUAAAAUAGUAGAAGUUGGACCCAGGGAUGGCUUACAAAAUGAAAAGGUCAUUGUACCUACAGAUAUAAAAAUUGAGUUUAUCAACCAACUUUCUAAAACAGGCUUAUCAGUCAUAGAAGUAACCAGCUUUGUAUCUUCCAAAUGGGUACCUCAGAUGGCAGAUCAUACAGAAGUAAUGAAAGGCAUCUAUCAGUACCCUGGUGUUCGAUAUCCUGUGCUCACUCCUAAUCUUCAGGGUUUUCAUCAUGCUAUCGCAGCUGGGGCCACAGAGGUGUCAGUAUUUGGGGCAGCAUCUGAGUCAUUCAGUAAGAAGAACAUUAAUUGUUCUAUUGAAGAAAGCAUGGAGAGGUUUGAAGCAGUUGUUAAGUCAGCAAGGCAUAUGAAUGUUCCAGUGCGAGGGUAUGUUUCUUGUACCCUGGGAUGCCCAUAUGAAGGACACAUUGCACCUGAAAAAGUGGCCGAAGUGUCUAAGCAGUUGUAUAGCAUGGGCUGCUAUGAGAUCUCUCUGGGGGACACAAUUGGAGUGGGAACUCCUGGAAGUAUGAAAAGAAUGUUGGAAAGUGUUAUGAAAGAAAUCCCACUAAGUGCUCUUGCUGUUCACUGUCAUGAUACAUAUGGGCAAGCUUUAGCAAAUAUUCUUACAGCUUUGCAGAUGGGAAUCAAUGUUGUGGACUCGGCUGUGUCUGGAUUAGGUGGUUGUCCUUAUGCAAAAGGUGCUUCUGGGAAUGUAGCAACAGAGGAUUUGAUAUAUAUGCUGAAUGGUCUGGGACUCAAUACGGGAGUGAAUCUUUACAAAGUGAUGGAAGCUGGGAACUUUAUUUGUAGAGCUAUAAAUAAGACAACAAAUUCUAAAGUAGCACAGGCCUCGUUCAAUGUUUGA